This is a messenger RNA of Colletotrichum lupini, 744 nucleotides long. RefSeq lists its product as uncharacterized. NCBI's taxonomy places the organism in Eukaryota, Fungi, Ascomycota, Sordariomycetes, Glomerellales, Glomerellaceae. The record is from RefSeq and is a predicted model, not a curated record. The transcript has a single exon. The annotation marks the transcript as partial.
CUGCAAGCGACCGUUUCUUACUGGCCCGCGAUUUUCAGUUGUGUCGUGUCUGCGUCGCGCCUUUUCCUGCAUUCUUGUGGCUCCUUGGCUCCCACUCAUUCCUCCAGGCUUCACUUCAAGCUUCAGGCUUCACCUCCUCUUUUCCAAUCCCUCCACCUGAUCGACAAAGGGGUCCGUAUUCGCUGCUUAGGCGAAGCAGAUAUUGGCAGGCCGCAGAUCGGUUUUCAACCAGCUUUGGCAAGCUUAAGGUCCAACGAGUCCCGCUCGUCCUUCAGUCCAUUUAUCGCGCCAUGCUGGGGGCCACAUUCGACUUCGGGUGCACUAUGGAGUCAAGGAGCAUGUCCACCGCACUUCGCAAUCAGCCAAGCAUCUGCCGCCACAGGCCACAGGCCACAGCAUCUGGCAGUGAGCAGUUUGCUUUGCAUUGAGCGCCUGGGCGACAAAAAGUCUUGGCACCCAUCGGCCUUCGGGCAUUGCUUCGGCGAAGGGUUUUCUUGGUCUUUAAUUUUCUCACUUCCUUUCUCAAUGUCCCGUCCUCUGAUGCCGCAAAUAGAAACACGGAACAAAGUGACGUUUCUCCACUCUACUAGGACGCCAUCCACACCUGCGUGUUUUUUUCCCUUUCUCUCCGCGGAAUACCUCGAUAUUGCACCACGAUAUCGCCGAGGCAGACAGAGAAGCCGACGAGACGUAUUAUGGGCGGAACAGCAUCGGCUCCCAGGCAGGGAAGGGGAUUUCGGAUGA